AUGACGGGCCGCGAAUCGCAUCGCAUUAAGGACGCGGAGAAGAAACGGGUGUUAGAUGAAGCCGCACGGCUGCGACGUGCACGAAAAGCUCUGGAAGCUCUCGAGCGAGAUAACUUUCAAGAUGAUCCGCACGCAGACUUGGUAAUGUCCAAAAAACUACCCAAAUUCCAGGAGAGCAUAAAGAACGCCAAGGAGAAGAAGGGUAAGCGAAAAGGAGCCGAAUACUUUCGUGCCAAAUAUCGCAAAAAUUUUCAACAACUGCUCGAGGAGGACAAACAGAGGCCCAACUAUGAGAGCGCAGCUGCGCCGCCGCCUCAAAAGCCAGUCCGUCAUUUUUGUGCCGUCUGUGGCAACUUUUCUCAAUAUUCGUGCACGGCGUGCGGGACGCGUUAUUGUCGCGUUCGCUGCCUGCGUACUCAUCAGGAUACCCGCUGUCUAAAGUGGACCGCGUAAGUUUGGUUGUAUAGCUAUUAAAAUCCCCAAUACAAAAUGUAAAUUAGUUUUAGCAUUCUUGCAAUAAACAUGAAAUAUUAA
Molecule: messenger RNA, 534 nt
Organism: Drosophila mojavensis
Lineage: Eukaryota; Metazoa; Arthropoda; Insecta; Diptera; Drosophilidae
Product: zinc finger HIT domain-containing protein 1
Exons: 1
Coding region: 1-453 (150 amino acids)
Biological process (GO): chromatin remodeling
Cellular component (GO): Swr1 complex
Molecular function (GO): nucleosome binding
Source: RefSeq, a predicted model, not a curated record